Molecule: messenger RNA, 1047 nt
Organism: Pelmatolapia mariae (spotted tilapia)
Lineage: Eukaryota; Metazoa; Chordata; Actinopteri; Cichliformes; Cichlidae
Product: low affinity immunoglobulin gamma Fc region receptor II-like
Exons: 7
Coding region: 103-1047 (314 amino acids)
Biological process (GO): cell surface receptor signaling pathway
Cellular component (GO): plasma membrane
Molecular function (GO): transmembrane signaling receptor activity
Source: RefSeq, a predicted model, not a curated record
GUGUUUGAACCAAUAGAAAGCUGGUGCUCAGAGGAAGAGGGCGGGCUUUACUUGGUGUCAGUGACAGAAAUGGAAAAAAAGCUCAAAUGAGUGAGAAGGACGAUGAAGGAAACAUCUGUGCUGUGUCUGCUCUUUCUGAUCUCACUGCUGAGCUGCACAACAAACCAAGCUCGUCUGACUGUGAGUCCCAGCAGCUCUCAGUUCUUUAUAAGAGACUUUGUGUCUCUGAGCUGUGAGGAGGACGACAGCUCUGCUGGAUGGACUCUGAGGAGAAACACAACUGAAGAACAGAGGACUCAGUGUGGAGAUGGGUGGGGAAAACCAGCUGGUUCUUCCUGUAACAUCAGCUACAUCUUCACUUUGGACAGUGGAGUUUACUGGUGUGAGUCCAGAGAGGGUCCCAUCAGUAACAUGGUUAACCUGACAGUCACUGGUGGAUCAGUGAUCCUGCAGAGUCCUGUCCUCCCUGUGAUGGAGGGAGAUGACGUCACUCUGCUCUGUGAAACAAAGACCACUCCCUCCAACCUCCCAGCUGCUUUCUAUAAAGAUGGCUCCCUCAUCAGGAAGCAGCCUACAGGUCACAUGACCAUCCAGCAUGUUUCCAGGUCUGAUGAAGGCCUCUACAAGUGUGACAUCAGCGGUCAUGGAGAGUCUCCAUCCAGCUGGAUCACUGUCACAGGGGAACACACCACCACACCUCCACCUGUUCUCUCUGUGUUGUCAUGUGUUGGAUCAGUCUGUGUUGUGGUUCUACUGGUGUUACUGGUCCUGAUGGUAAGACGAUGUGUUCACAGGAAACCAGAAGACAGUGAUCCAGCUGCUGUUUACUCAGCAGUGAGAACUGAAGACGUCACUUAUGGACAAAUUAUCAUCGAAAACGAGAAGAAGAAAUCAAAGAUUAAAGGGUCGCGGGAGCCUAUCCCAGCUGUCAUGGGGGGAGAGGCAGGGUGCAACCUGGACAGGUCGCCAGGGCUAACACAGAGAGACAGACAACCAUUCGCGCUCACAUUCACUCCUGAGUUCACACCUAUGGGCAAUUUAGACUGA